UAUUCCGGUAAAAAAAUAAUACCUUAUUCAUAAACAAAAAUCGCCCGCAGCAAAGCGCGGGCAGUCAAUCUAGUAAAUAACUAUAACGGAGUUUAGAAACUGGAAAGCAUCAAAUCCGAAUUCAGUCUCAAAUCCAAAAAAAUAAAAUGGAAUCGAAAGAGAAAAAAUAAAUAAAUAAAUAGAGUGUUUAAUUUAAAUGGGUACUGUUAUUGUUGUCGUAGUAGUAAGGGUAGAUCUCAGAGUUUGGAGUUAAAAUGCAGCCGAAUCUGUUCCCAUUCGGUAGCGUAUUCGGGAACCCGUUUUUGUUAAAUGCUGAUUUAGGAGAAGAAGGUGUUCGUUUUGGAUUUGAGAGUUCUAGAUUGUUCUUUUUGGUCCCCUUUUUGUUGUUGCAAGGCGGAGGCGGAGGCGGAGGCGGAGGAGGAGACAGCGGCGGAAUGGAUUUAUCAAAAGUUGGCGAGAAGAUUUUGAGCUCUGUUCGCUCUGCUAGAUCUCUUGGUCUUUUGCCUCCCACCGUUGAUCGCCCGGAGGUUCCAGCCCGAGCUGCAGCAGCUGCUGCUGCUGCUCGUGUGCUUGCAGGAAUGCCUCCUCAUCAGCGGUUUAAUCUUCCUUCAAGUUCUGAAGAACUACGAUCAAUAUACGGAAGCAGAAUACAAGGUCACAUGGUGGAGGAGCUGGAGGAAGACUUCUAUGAAGAGGAUUUUGAUCCAGUUAGGCAUAUUCUAGAGCAUGUUCCAUCUGAAGAAAACGAAUUAAUGUAUUUUGAGGAACAGGCCACUCUUAGAAUAGCUCAACUAGAUAGAGUAGCAGAACGUUUAUCCCAUCAUGUUAUGGAGCAUCAUGAAGUAAUGGUGAAGGGGAUGAAUUUGGUGAGGGAAGUAGAGAAAGAUUUAAAGGUUGCAAAUGUCAUCUGCAUGAAUGGUAGAAGGCACCUGACUUCAUCAAUGAAUGAGGUUUCAAGGGAUCUUGUAGUGAAUUCUAAUUCCAAAAAGAAACAAGCUCUCCUGGACAUGCUUCCAGUAUUAACUGAGCUUCGUCGUGCAUUAGACAUGCAAAUAGCACUUGAAUCCCUGGUUGAAGAAGGAAAUUACUGCAAGGCGUUCCAAGUCCUAUCUGAGUAUUUGCAGCUAUUAGACAGUUUCUCAGGGCUUUCAGCAAUACAGGAGAUGAGCCGUGGGGUUGAGGUUUGGUUGGGGAGAACCCUUCAAAAGCUGGAUGCACUUUUGCUGGGAGUGUGCGAGGAGUUCAAGGAGGAGAGUUACAUAACAGUAGUUGAUGCAUAUGCUUUAAUUGGAGAUAUCUCUGGUCUUGCUGAAAAGUUGCAGAGCUUCUUCAUGCAGGAAGUUUUAUCGGAAUCCCACUCUGUGUUGAAGAUUAUUGUACAUGAGGACCUGGAAAUACAGAUGCAGAACAAUAGACUUACCUACAGUGAUCUAUGCCAUCAGAUACCUGAAUCUAAGUUCAGGACGUGUUUAUUGAGAACAUUAGCUAUCUUAUUCAGGUUGAUGUGUUCCUAUCAUGAAAUAAUGAACUUCCAACUGGAGAGUAAGGAUUUGGUAUUUCAAACAUCUGAUAUGAAGCAAGAUUCCUUAGGAAGUAAUGGAUCUCCUCAAUCUGUAGAUGGAAUGCUUGGUUCAUCUUCUAUCGAGGAAUCUACAACAACUUCUAUGUAUCAAGAUUGCAAUUUUGAUGUAGAUGAAACUAAAAGUAAUGGUGGUGAAGCACCAAGCAGUGAAUCCCCUUGGUAUCAUCUGCGAAAAGAGGCGACAACAUUUGUUUCACAAACUCUUCAGAGAGGACGAAAGAAUCUUUGGCAGCUUACAACAAGCAGAGUAUCAGUAUUGCUUUCUUCUGCAGUUUUUAGCUCUAUGAGUGUGCACCAAUUCUUGAAAAAUUAUGAUGAUUUGAAUGUAUUCAUCUUGGCUGGGGAAGCCUUCUGUGGAGUUGAAGCAAUUGAGUUCAGACAGAAGUUGAAGGCUGUAUGCGAGAAUUAUUUGCUGGCAUUUCAUCGGCAAAAUAUUCAUGCACUCAAAAUGGUAUUGGAAAAGGAAAGUUGGCUGAAAUUGCCACCAGAUACUGUACAAGCAAUUAGUUUUGCUGGGCUUGUUGGUGAUGGGGCAGCCCUGAUAGUUCCAUCUCAUGAUAACUCCUCUAAUGCAAAAUUGCAUCAUUCUAACAAAUCAGUGAAAUCUGUUGAUGCCAAUAGCAAGAAAAGUGGAUUUUCCUCUUGGAUUAGAAGUGGAAAUCCAUUUUCGCCAAAAUUAAUCCCCACUUCAGUAGAUGGUCACAGUUCUUCCCUGCUUAAUGGGGCAACCGCCGUUGAAUAUGAUGAACAUGCAAAUGAUACGGUGUCUCCCCAAGGUAAUGGUGCAAGUCAUAAAAAUGGAAUGCCCGUUUCAGAAGAUGAAAAUGAAGAUCUACUUGCAGACUUCAUCGAUGAGGACAGUCAACUCCCAAGUCGAAUUUCAAAACCAAAAGCUCCUAAAAGUAACUCUUCACAUUGUAAAACUGAUGAAAUAUCUGCACAGACAGGAUCAUCUCUUUGUCUUCUCAGGUCAAUGGACAAAUAUGCAAGGUUCAUGCAGAAACUAGAAAUAGUAAAUGUUGAGGUUUUUAAGGGUAUAUGCCAGUUAUUUGAGAUUUUCUUCUAUUUUGUGUUUGAAACAUUUGCUCAGCAGACCUCUAAUUCAAGUGGAAAAUCUGACUCUCUCAAAUAUCGGCUGAAGACAGCCAUAUCCAGAAUUACACAAGAUUGUGACCAAUGGAUAAAACCCCAGCUGACCCCUGUUUCAUCCUCUUCACCCACAUCUUCGAGCACACAUAUUCAUGGAGAUGUAACACCUGCUAGUCCUUCAAAUCAUUUGCUAGCCACAUCCUUUGGUCUCAAGGAAAGAUGUGCUGCUGCUGAUGCCAUAUCUCUUGUUGCUCAAAUAUUACACAGAUCUAAAACUCAUCUUCAGUCAAUGCUUCUUCAAAAUAAUCCAGCUAUAGUGGAAGAUUUUUUUGUCAUACUGGUGGAUUCUGUACCUGAUCUUACAGAGCACAUACACAGGACAACUGCAAGAUUACUUCUUCAUAUCAACGGGUAUGUUGAUCGGAUUGCUAAUGCUAAAUGGGAAGUAAAAGAGCUUGGGCUAGAGCACAAUGGGUAUGUUGAUUUACUGUUGGGAGAAUUUAAGCACUAUAAAACGAGGCUUGCACAUGGUGGUAUUCACAAAGAGGUUCAAGACCGCCUUUUAGAAUAUGGUCUCGAAAUUGUUGCUGAAACCCUCAUUGAAGGUCUAUCACGGGUGAAGAGGUGUAGUAAUGAAGGACGAGCCCUUAUGUCAUUAGAUCUUCAGGUAUUGAUCAAUGGCCUACAACAUUUUGUCCAUGUAAAUGUCAAGCCAAAAUUACAAAUGGUUGAAACUUUCAUAAAGGCUUACUAUCUUCCAGAAACUGAGUAUGUCCACUGGGCUCGAGCUCACCCGGAAUACAGAAAAAAUCAAAUUGUUGGGUUGAUCAACCUCGUUGCUACAAUGAAAGGUUGGAAGAGGAAAACCAGGUUGGAAGUCAUAGAGAAAAUCGAGUGAGCUGUGUGUGACUUUGAACAGUCAUGCUAGGUUUUGGGUAUAUAAAAUCUUGCACUCCACAUUUUUUUUUUCUCCCUUUUUUGUAACAUGAAUAAUGUAUAUUGCAGAGUCUCAUGUCCUUGAUUAUGCUAGGUUGUAUAUCGUGUAAUAUAUGGUUUUACCAUAUGUGGGAAUGUCAAAUGUAAUUUUGAAUCACGUUAUAAUUGAAAUAAUGGAUCUUGUAAAACUAUGUUUAUUAAUCAAACACUUUUAAAAUUAUGGUA
Molecule: messenger RNA, 3832 nt
Organism: Populus trichocarpa (black cottonwood)
Lineage: Eukaryota; Viridiplantae; Streptophyta; Magnoliopsida; Malpighiales; Salicaceae
Exons: 25
Coding region: 255-3569 (1104 amino acids)
Biological process (GO): endocytic recycling; retrograde transport, endosome to Golgi
Cellular component (GO): EARP complex
Molecular function (GO): SNARE binding
Source: RefSeq, a predicted model, not a curated record